Molecule: messenger RNA, 1642 nt
Organism: Glycine soja
Lineage: Eukaryota; Viridiplantae; Streptophyta; Magnoliopsida; Fabales; Fabaceae
Product: serine/threonine-protein kinase OXI1-like
Exons: 2
Coding region: 203-1516 (437 amino acids)
Biological process (GO): protein phosphorylation
Cellular component (GO): plasma membrane; nucleus; cytoplasm
Molecular function (GO): protein serine/threonine kinase activity; ATP binding
Source: RefSeq, a predicted model, not a curated record
UUUCACUCACGAAAUUCUUGUGCAGCAAGGAAAAAAAAAACAAAGAGUAUCUAACUAUCCACCCACCUUUCACGCGCAAACCCUAUAAAGCCUCUCUCAACGCAACAACAUCAAAUCUUCAUACCUCAACCUAAAAAAAACCAAAAAAAGAAAGAAAAAACUCCACCAGGUCCUCCUCUCCCGGUACCUGGUAACCCGCACCAUGAGCGACAGCGACACCCGCCAAAACGACAUCACAAAGCCACUCGAUUUGGAAAACCUGAGAGUCGUCUCGGCCGUGGGGCGCGGCGCCAAGGGCGUCGUGUUCCUCGCGAGAACCGGUGACCGGUCGUCGGAAGAAUGCGUGGCGCUAAAGGUGAUACCGAAGGCGCUGAUUCUUCAGAAGGCGAAACUAAUAAACGACGUGGAGUACACCAGGGUGUCGUUUGAAGAGCAGGUGCUACGUCGUUUCGAUCAUCUGCUUCUGCCUAGGUUAAGAGGGGUUUUCGAAACUGAGAAAGUCGUUGGUUUCGGUAUUGAUUACUGCCACGGUGGCACGCUCCAUUCGCUUAGGAAGAAACAGACCGAGAAAAUGUUCUCCGAUGACACGAUCAGGUUUUAUGCAGUGGAAUUGGUUCUCGCAUUGGAGUAUUUGCACAAUUUGGGAAUAGUGUAUAGAGAUCUGAAGCCAGAGAAUGUGAUGAUUCAAGAUAACGGUCACAUAAUGUUGGUUGAUUUUGACCUCUCCAAAAAGCUAAACCCUAAAUCCCCUCACUCACUGAGUCAAAACUCUUCCCCGAGUCCCAACUCGAAGACAAAACAAACUAGGAAGCAACGAUUAAUGCGUUUCUACAGUUUCUGCAACUCGGGAAUCUUGCCCUGCGACUCGGACUCGGAGCCCCCACUCAGCAGCGUCAACUCAGUGCGUCACACCGAGUCCGACUUGGUUGAAAAAUCAAACUCGUUCGUAGGAACAGAAGAGUAUGUGGCACCAGAAAUAGUCUCCGGAAAAGGUCACGGCUUCAGCGUUGAUUGGUGGUCGUACGGUGUUGUUUUGUAUGAGAUGUUGUAUGGAACAACGCCGUUUAAGGGCUCGAAUAGGAAAGAGACAUUUUACCGAAUCUUAAUGAAGGAGCCGGAGUUAACGGGGGAGAAGACGGCGUUACGGGAUUUGAUUGGGAAAUUGUUGGAGAAAAAUCCUGACCGUCGGAUUCAGGUUAAUGAAAUCAAGGGCCACAAUUUUUUCAAGGGGGUUAAGUGGGACACGGUGUUGCACAUUGCGAGGCCACCUUAUAUUCCCGAAAAUGAGGUUGAGAACAAAGUGGGGUUCAGCAAAAGCGACGUGGAAGUGUUCGUGGACAACGUGUUUUUUCCAACGGGUGAUGAUGGAGGAGAGAAAACAAAAACGCUGUUGGAUAAUAAUAAUAAUAAUAAUAAUAAUAAUAAUAAUAAUAAUAAUAAUAAUAAUAAAGUGUGGAUUGACGAAUUAAGUCAUGUUCCCAUUGGGAAGAAGAAUGACGAUUUUUUGAUUUUUUGAGUGACUUAUUCUCUUAAUAGACUUUAGACUAAAUGUGGAUUCUAUCCUACCUAAAAAAACUAAAUGUAGAUGGCAUGCAUUUUUUGGAAUCUAAUUUAUAUUUUGACCAUUGUUGAGAAUGAGAUA